Stegastes partitus (bicolor damselfish) is the source of this 3878-nucleotide messenger RNA. RefSeq names its product non-SMC condensin I complex, subunit D2 (gene ncapd2). Gene Ontology annotation, cellular component: condensed chromosome, centromeric region; condensin complex; nucleus. Gene Ontology annotation, biological process: meiotic chromosome condensation; mitotic cell cycle; mitotic chromosome condensation. NCBI's taxonomy places the organism in Eukaryota, Metazoa, Chordata, Actinopteri, Pomacentridae. Bases 1 to 3699 code for a protein of 1232 amino acids. The transcript has 28 exons. The record is from RefSeq and is a predicted model, not a curated record. Gene Ontology annotation, molecular function: histone binding.
AUGAACACAGAGAAAGGAGAAGCAUCCAAGGCCAAGAGCAGCAUCCCCACGGUCCAACGUGGUGGUGGAACGCACUUCAACUCAGUGGAUCUGGCCGUGAAAGAGGACACUCUGGAUUUACUCAUCCAAGUGGUCGGUAGUCUGGCUGUUUCCCUGCCGGCGCUCCUCGUCUCCACCUCCCUCUCAGCCGCAGAACGCAAAGAGAAGCUUAACGCAGUAAAAAUGAGCGUAUUCCUGCUCUGCAAACUCACAGAGAGUCUUGAGAGCGACUCCUACAGACAGAGUAUUGUCACAGCACCUGGGAAGGGUGGGAAAAAAGGUAAAUCUGGCGGAGAAGGACUGAUGCAGUGGGACUCGGAGAGAGAGAAGGUUCUGCAGGCCCUGAUCCAGCUCCUCCAGCUGGACAUCCGACCGCUCUGGAACCUCUCCCUGGUGGAGGAAGAGUUCAUCAGCUGCGUGACCUGCUGCUGCUACAAGCUCCUGGAGAAUCCAACCAUCAGCCACGUCAAGAGCAAACCCACCAGAGACUGCAUCAUCCACCUGCUGGGGCUGCUCAUCAAGAAGUACAACCACCUCCUUGGCGCCAGCGUGAAGGUGAUCCAGCUGCUGCAGCACUUUGAGCAGCUGUCGUCGGUGUUCGCUCAGGCUGUGUUUGUGUGGAGCACCGAGUACGGAGUCAGAGCGAUCAUAGGAGAGGUCAUCAGGGAGAUCGGGCAGAAGUCCAGCGAGGAGCUUGCCAGAGAGGGAUCGGGGGUCAAGGCUUUCGCUUCUUUCCUCUCAGAACUCGGCGCUCUGGUGCCUGACUUGAUGAUCCCCAACAUCAGCGUGCUCAUCACUCACCUGGAGGGAGAGUACAUUGCUUCACAUGUUCUUUUGGCAGUGAUUAAAGCUUCUGAGCUGUGGGCCGCCAUGGAGCCUGAGCUGCUCGUCACUGUCAGAACCGAGCUGGAGCCCAGGAGUGAUGCUGAGAAGGAGCAGGAUGAAGAGGAGGAGGAGGAGGAGGAGGAGGCGGUAGAAGAGGACGACAGAGCGACGGCGGUGAAGAUCGCUCAAUUCCUCCGAGUCAACAAAUACAGGAACGCUGCUCAGCUCUGCAUCAGAGCUCACAGCCGCUUCCCGCAGUCGGAGAUGUUCGCUGCUCUGUCCACUCUCACCCCCGACACUCUAAUGGACACUCUGGCUCUGAUAUUCAAAGGCUCUGAUGAAGACGCCUCUGAGCUCAGCCAGCACUUACCUCCGACCCCGCAGAAAGAGGGUGAGAAAGAGGGCGAGAAAGACGGCGAGGAUGGCGAGCUGAAGAAGCAGGAGAUGCUGGUCCAGUACCUGAGGGAUACGGAGACCUUCGCCCUACAGGUGGAGAGGGCCAUUUCCGUCAUCAACACCAUGCUGUACUGGAAGACCACCUCAGUGGUCCAGGAGGCGGUUCAGUUCUGCGUGACCGUGUGCGAGUUCAGCGUCGCCAACUCUGUGAGCGGCGUGAGGAAGAUGCUGCCUCUGGUCUGGUCCACCGACGCUGCCAUUAAAGACGCUGUGGUUCAGGCCUACAGGCGGCUCUACCUGAACCCUCAGGGCGACACCAUCAGGAUGAAAGCCCAGACUCUGGUGGACAGUCUGUCCGAGCUGAUGGUUGACGCUUCUCUGGGAACAAUCCAGUGUCUCGAGGAAAUUGUGCAGGAGUUCUUUGGCAGCGGCAGCAGCCUCCAGUCCACCGUUGUUCAGGUCCUGUGGGAGAGAUUCACUGGGAAAAGGGAAACCUCUGCUUUACACAAGAGAGCUGCAGUGCUGCUGCUGGGCAUGGCUGCACGGGCGGAGAGGGAGGUGGUGCUCAGUAACCUGGACACUCUCUGUUCGGUGGCGCUGGGCGAGAAGGUGACCGAGGACUUCCUGCUGGCCAGAGACACAGUUAUCACCAUCUGCAGCAUCACCGACCACGUCAGGCAGUCCAAAGGAGCUCCCUUCAGACUCCCUCAGGAGCACCAGCUGUUCACCUGCCUCACUCAGGCCGUCGCUGAAGGUGUGGUGAUGGAGGACCCGUACUGGCAGAGCUUCAUGGAGCAGGCCGUCCGGCUCCUCUACUUCCUGGCCGAGUCUCCGGACCAGCUGUGCUCCCGGCUGCUGCAGCGGAGCGCUCGCCUCGUGCUCGAUCAGAUCGCGGAGGGCGGCGAAGUCAACAAGGACGUCAGCCAAAUACAGGACGGAUCUCAGGACUCCGGCGAUCAAGGCGAGCAAGUGAGCUGUGUGAGUCUGGCCCAGCUGCUGGCCGUGUGUGGCGCCGUGGCGUUCUGGCAGGUGUCUCACCUGGAGAGGAGUGUGAGCGCUGAGCUGAGGAGAAGGAGGGGGGAGACGGAGGAGAGGGAGGAGAAGGAGAAAGGUCCGGCCAGCAAAGCCAAGCAGGUGGCCAACGAGAGCGCCAUGGAGGAGGAGCUGGGGCUGAUGGGCGCCUCGGCCGACGACACGGAGGCCGAGCUCAUCAGGAAAAUCUGCGAGACCGAACUACUGGCUGAGGAGAACCUGCUGAGUGCGUUCCUUCCUCUGCUGGUGAGAGUCUGCAGCUCCCCAGGACGUUAUUCCCACCCUCAGCUCACCACAGCUGCCUGUCUGGCUCUGUCGCAGUACAUGAUGAUCAGCCCGUCGGUGUGUGAAGAACACAUCCGCCUCAUGUUCACGGUGUUGGAGCGCUCCACCUUGCCGGUGGUCCGGGCCAACGCCAUCAUCGCCUUGGGAGACCUCACGGUCCGGUUCCCCAACAUCCUGGAGCCCUGGACUCAGAACCUCUACGCCAGGCUGAGCGACGAGGUUCCCUCGGUGAGGCAGACAGCCGUGACAGUUCUUACUCAGCUGGUGCUCAAAGAUGUGCUGAAGGUCAAAGGCCAAGUCAGCGAGGUGGCGGUGCUGCUAAUUGACCCCGAGCCUCACAUCACCAGCCUGGCCCUGAACUUCUUCAACGAGCUGGCCACCAAGGACAACGCCAUCUACAACCUGCUGCCAGACAUCAUCAGCCGCCUGUCGGACCCGGAGAGAGGCAUGAGCUCGGAGGACUUCAAUACCAUCAUGAAGCAGCUGUUCUCCUACAUCACUAAAGAACGACAGACUGAGUCUCUGGUGGAGAAACUUUGUCAGCGCUUCAGGACCGCUAAGACGGAGCGUCAGUGGUGCGACUUGGCCGUCAGUCUGUCCCUGCUGUCCAUGUGCGAGCGCGGCUUCAAGAGGCUGCAGGAGUGCUGGGAGUGUUACAGCGACAAGCUCACCGAGCCGGGAGUCUACCAGCCGCUGCUCUCCAUCACCGCCAAGCUGCGACGGGGCGCCAAGCCCCAGUUCAAGGCUCAGGUGGACGAGUUCGAGAAGCGUCUGACGGCGGUCCACACUCGAGGGCUGGAGAACGUGGAGAGCCCCGAGAUGGACGAGGAGAACCAGAGAGGAGGAGGCCCCGCCGAGAAGACGCUCCCCCACACGAACCGACCCAGCAGAGGCCGGGCCAAGUCCAAGAGAGGCCAAGCGAAGCCUUCGGUCUCCAGCCGAGGCGACGAGAGUUUCGUGACGCCUCAGAGGUCUCGCAAGUCCAAGAAACCUGUGAUCACCUUCAGCAGCGAGGAGGAGGAGGAGGAGGACGAAGAGGACGCCGUGAUGGCCGAGAGCGAAACCCCCAAAGUGACGACGCCGAUCGCUCGGACGUCGCGGCGAGCUCGACUCCGGAACUGAUCCCUUCUUGUUUUUCUGUCCGUUUCCUUUUUUAAUUCUUUUAAGCUCGAAGCAUUUUUUUUUUUUUUAACCUGUUUUUUGAAUCUUUUUCUGUAUAUUUUAAAGAAUCCUGUUUCUUAAACUAGUCGAAUCCGAGACACAGAAGUCUUUUAAUAAACCUGCUGCUGGUUUUAAACGGA